CUUUAAAUACUUUUUGUUCGUACUCUCACUAUCACAAGUUAACAAAAAUAUUUGUUUGGUGAUAGAAGAAUUCGUUCACCUGUGAAUGUUGUGAAUGAAGUAAAAGAAAAUUGUUAACAAAACAAAAGCGGCAUAAAGUGUGACGUCACACAAUUGACAUGAAAAUGAUCGGGAGUGAUUAUGUUUUGGAAGCACACAAUAUUUUUCACACCACUGAGGUCGACGGUGGUGGAUGUUUUAAUGGAGGAGGAAGUUCGGCUCUUGUGCUCAAAGGAGUUAAUCUGACUGUACACAGUGGUGAAGUUAUGGCUAUAUUAGGCUCUAAAGGUAGUGGAAAACGUGCAUUACUUGAUGUUAUAUCAAGCCGUGCAGAUGGUGCUACGCGAGGUCAAGUACUUCUUAAUGGAUCACCACUUACAAAAGGUCUCUUUCAACAACGUUGUGGAUAUGUUACUCAGUCUUGUGCAUUUAUACCAGGUCUUACAGUUGCUCAAACUCUACAUUACACACCUACAAUCCUGUCCGGGUAUCUGAAAAGCUCAAAAGUGCGUCAAGUGUUAGCUGAUUUAGCAUUAUCACAGGUUGCUCAUAAACGUGUUGAAUACUUGAAUAUAAGCGAAGCUAGACGUUUAUCAAUUGGAAUUCAAUUAGUUCGUGAUCCCGUUAUGCUUCUACUAGAUGAACCCACACAGGGUUUAGAUCCAUUAAGUGCUUAUUUGCUCAUUUCGAUACUUUCGAAUACCGCUAAGAAGACUGGUUGUGGCAUUUUACUUUCCUUGGAGAAACCACGUUCCGAUGUUUUUCCUUUCUUAGAUCGUGCUCUCUUCCUUUGUUUAGGUGGCGUAGUUUACUCAGGUGGUACACGUGCUAUGCUGGAAUAUUUUCAUGGCAUUGGUUUUCCAUGCCCACAGUUGGAAAAUCCAUUAAUGUAUUAUUUAUGCUUGUCUACAGUUGAUCGUAGAAGCCGUGAUCGUUUUUUGGAAUCAAGCCAACAGAUCGAAGCGCUUGUUGAGCGUUUCUCUAGAGAAACUCCAAUAUCAGAUGCACCUUUGAAUAGUAUGGGUACUGGUAAAGUACCAUUAGCUUAUGGUAAGCCCGGUGAAUUAAAAGUGUGGAUAAUGCUCUAUUUAAAACUGUUGGCUUCAACAUUUUCUUGUGGUGUCGCUGGUAUGAAAUCAUUAUUUUUGCGUUUAUGUUUAUUACCUAUAGCAAUGAGUUUGAUGUGGUUAUUCUAUACAAAUGCCGGAGAUGAUGCACAUGGAUUUUUCACAAAAAAUGGCAUGAUUUUGAAUAUAAUUGGCUUAUCAUAUGGAUGUGGAAUAUUCACUACUACAUCAUUAUUUCCAAUUUGGCGAAAACGUUUCUCACAGGAUACUCCAGAAGGACUGUAUUCAGGCGCUACUUUAUUGAUUGCAUAUAAUUCCGUAUCUAUACCAUUCUCAAUAAUAUCUGCUGUACUGGGUAGCUGCGUUAUUUAUCCUUUACUAUUGGAUCCGAAAUUUCCUAAUGGCACAGUAUUUGCUUAUCUUUUGGUUGCCCUCUGGUCCAGUUAUGUUCUGGCUGAACAAUUAACAGUAGCGUUUUUAUUGGUGGUCAAAGUUCCCUUCAACGCAGCAAUAGCUGUCACUUAUAUAUUAGUUAUAAGUAUAGCUUUAGCUAGUGGUACAGUUCGUUCAUAUAAAGGUUUACAACCAUGGUUACAGGAUAAUACUAAAGGAACACAUACUCGUUAUGCCUCUUCAUUAUUGCAUAGUAUAGCCUUCCAGUCGCGUAAAAUGAAUUGCACAGACACCGCAUCGCAUAUUUGUCCUAAGCCUGCAGAUUUCUUGCAUGAGCGUUUAGGAGUAGCUGAUCCAGAUGAAACUAUUGAUGUAGCUGCAUCGUGUGCAUUUGCUGUUGGUUUGGCUGCCUUUAAUAUGCUUUUGUACUUAUUCCCUAUGCCGCGUUGUGUAAAGCAAAAGUUUAAAGACUGAAAGGAGACGUCGAAAUAUAAAUAAUUUUUUCGAAACUAGAGAUAUAUAAUAAAUAAAAUAUUUUUUAGAUAAUUAUA
This is a messenger RNA of Teleopsis dalmanni, 2050 nucleotides long. Its product is annotated as ATP-binding cassette sub-family G member 5-like. Gene Ontology annotation, molecular function: ATP binding; ATP hydrolysis activity. Gene Ontology annotation, cellular component: plasma membrane. The transcript has 12 exons. Lineage: Eukaryota; Metazoa; Arthropoda; Insecta; Diptera; Diopsidae. The record is from RefSeq and is a predicted model, not a curated record. The coding region runs from base 159 to 1973 and encodes 604 amino acids.